Molecule: messenger RNA, 456 nt
Organism: Caenorhabditis remanei
Lineage: Eukaryota; Metazoa; Nematoda; Chromadorea; Rhabditida; Rhabditidae
Exons: 1
Coding region: 1-456 (151 amino acids)
Source: RefSeq, a predicted model, not a curated record
AUGCUCGUUAUUGUACUUGAUGGAUCAGAAGAUCGAAUCGUGUUAUGGAAUCAGAUAUCUAGAAAACUUGAACUGAUCGAGGAUCUUGUAAUCUUUUCCGGUAGAAAUCGUUUCACACCAGUUUUCGCUUCAUGGCCACAGAAUAUUAAUAUCUUUAGUUCCGUUGUGUUCACUCUUGAAUCUCUUUUCGAGUGCAAUUGCACUAGAAUUACACUCAAAUGGUCUCAUUUGGAAAACAAGGAUCUGGAAGUGAUACUCAAUAAUUGGAAGACUGGAAAGUUACCGAAUUUAACAUUUCUGCGCGUUGAUAGCGAGAUAAUCACAGAUAAUGGAGCGACAAUUUUGGGAAUGAAUUUGAGCGAAUUAGAUGGAAUGGUUAUCCAAACUGAUGACGGAUCAAAGAAGGCAACUAUUAACACUGGUCAUCAAAUGUUUUUUGAAAUGUCGAUAUAUUAA